Messenger RNA from Sarcophilus harrisii (Tasmanian devil), 1398 nucleotides. RefSeq names its product GIPC PDZ domain containing family member 3 (gene GIPC3). The transcript is spliced from 6 exons. The record is from RefSeq and is a predicted model, not a curated record. Gene Ontology annotation, molecular function: protein binding. Lineage: Eukaryota; Metazoa; Chordata; Mammalia; Dasyuromorphia; Dasyuridae. Bases 358 to 1308 code for a protein of 316 amino acids.
CCAUGGACAGUGAUUCUGGUGUGGAGAGCGCAGAGGACCCGUUGGAUGCUCCUUCCCCUCUGGGUACCAACUGUCAAAGCCCAGGAGAGGGAGCAGCUGGGCUGAGCAGGGACACCUGGGCCCCCCCUCCCCACCCCCUGAGCCUUGGCUGACUCCUCCCUCCCUAGGUGUCGGUUACCUGGGACCAGGAUCAAGUUCCCUGUGUCCGCCGCUGUCCCCUGGGCUUGUGUUACAAGUCAGAGCUCGGCUGUCAGCAGGAGGAGGCGGGGGCGGCUGGGGGAAGGGGGGGAAGGAAGCAGGCCGGAUCCGGCCGGCGCCGUCGGACGCUUGGGGCCCCCUGCGUGGCUGGGCAAGCCCAUGGAGAGCGGAGGGGCCCGGGAGGCACAGGGGGCCCAGCCCUCUGCCCCCCGGCCGCCCCCUCCCUCACCGGCCGAGCAGGCGGCCCCGGUCCCCAGCGCCCCUCGGAUCCGGCCCCGACUGGUGUUCCACACCCAGCUGGCUCACGGCAGCCCCACGGGCAAGAUCGAAGGCUUCACCAACGUCCGGGAGCUGUACGCCAAGAUCGCCGAAGCCUUCGGCAUCUCCCCCACCGAGAUUCUGUUUUGCACUCUCAACAGCCACAAAGUGGACAUGCAGAAGCUGCUGGGGGGCCAGAUUGGGCUGGAGGACUUUAUCUUUGCCCAUGUGCGUGGUGAGACCAAGGAAGUAGAGGUGACGAAGACCGAGGAUGCCCUGGGACUCACCAUCACAGACAACGGGGCAGGCUAUGCCUUCAUCAAGAGGAUCAAGGAAGGAAGCAUCAUCAAUCGGAUCGAGGCGGUCUGUGUGGGCGACAGCAUAGAGGCCAUCAACGACCAGACCAUCGUGGGCUGCCGGCACUACGAGGUGGCCAAGAUGCUCCGGGAGCUGCCCAAGGCCCAGCCCUUCACCCUGAGGCUGGUGCAACCCAAAAGGGCCUUCGACAUGAUCGGCCAGAGGACACGAAGCAGCAAGUGUCCUGGGGAGGGGAAGGUGACCAGCGGCAGGGAGACUCUUCGCCUUCGGGCCCGGGGUUCUGCCACAGUGGAGGAGGUGCCCAGUGAGUUUGAGGAGGAGGCUGCCCGAAGGGUGGAUGACCUGCUGGAGAGUUACAUGGGCAUCCGGGACCCAGACCUGGCCUCAACUCUGGUGGAGACGUCCAAAGAAACUCAGAGCGCUCAGGAGUUUGCGCGAGGCUUGGACUCCGUCUUGGGCGAGUUUGCCUUCCCCGACGAAUUUGUGGUGGAAGUGUGGGCAGCGAUAGGAGAGGCCAAGGAAGCCUGCGGCUAGGCAGGUCUCUGGCCCAGGGCCCAGCCACCCAGGGAGGCCCAGAAUUCUCGGCCCGGCCCCCGCCCGGGAGGCCCCGGCCCAAGACACCCA